UCGUACAGUCCAGUAUAGCAAUCCCUAGUGCGCAUGUCUUAGAUUCGCUUUGCGUGUGCAACGAUUUCAAUCAUUUAGUCGAGCAGUUAGUGAUGUGAUCUGUUGUGCUCUCGCCAUAUAUGAUAUUUGCAUCAUUCUUAUAAUAAACGUAUUUCAUUUUGUUCUGCAUAUCAUGAAUCAACCUCUAAAAAUGUCCCAGAAAAAGAAAUGCUAGCAAUAUUCUGUUGAAUAUGUAAAGUUUGGUUUUAUUUCUAGCCAACUUUUAAUGUGUUUGCUGUGCCAUCAGGUAUUUUCUAAUGAAGCAAUGAAACCAUCCCGGAUAAUUGAACAUUUAAAAAAAAAACAUCCCGACAAGCAGGACAAAGACAUUGAAUAUUUCGACAAUUUAAAAACGAUGUUUACCAAAAGAAAUACAAUAAUCAAUGUAAUCAAAACACCAACCACAAAUAUAAAUAAGGGAUUGGAGAUGUCAUAUAAGAUUUCACGUAUAAUAACUCCGAAUGUGAAACCUCAUAAUAUUGGAGAGAAAUUAUUAUUACCGGUUAUAAAGGAAGUUCUUCAGCAGAUCCAGCCAAUAUUAGAGCAAGUGUCGAACAAUGAACUUUGAGUGAUUCCAAAUUUAUAGACUGAAGUACACAUUAAAAAAGGAAAAUCAAUAAUAUUACCGAAACUAGACUUCAAGUUUUUAAAUAAUCAAAUUUAUAAAUCUCUAAAUUUAACUAAAAUAGAUUUUGAAAAAUUAUUUGAAAUAAAUAAAAUUGCUUGAAAUAUAAAACCAAUUCAUGAAAUUUAUAAUCCGCAAAGCCAUGUAUCAAUAGGACUAUUUACGAUAAUAAUAAUAAUUUGUGUAAUUUUAAUAAUAUUAUGGUUAAUUCGAAAAUAUAAGAAAAUUUUUAAGAAAACAGAUCUAUGAAGAAAAGAAGAAAUCAAAUUAUAGUACGAGAUUCGGCUCUAGGAUUAGUGCGUUCAUCGGUUUUUUCAUAAAAACCGAAUUUUUAUGUAUAUUUAUAAUUAGGAGAAUAUAUAUUUAUCAAGUUGUCUACCAAAAUUUGGCCGCCAGUAUUUUUAAUUGAAUUAUUUUUAAUUGAUUUUUGGAAAAAAAUAUCGUUCACUUGUUUUUUAAAUAAAAUAACGUCUACAUCACGGCAAUUUAUAUAAAGAUUAAAAAAAUCAUGGUUGCCGUUGCUCACUUGGCCGCACCUCUUCUUAUAUUUCCGUAACUCUUAUUUAAUAAUCUGAAUCAUCGGAUCAUCCCUACAAAUAUCAGAAUUGUCGUCACUAUCGAAAGAUUUGUCUAUGGAAUCACAUAGCACACUCUUAACUUGCGUCGGAGUUGAGUCUCCCAGGAACCACGUUGGUUUUAGAAAACCAUCGAAUAGCAGCCAGCCAUUAUUUUCCGAGCUGAACUUGAUACAGUCCGGUUCAGUGGCAUUUAAACACAUCGAAUUAAUAAAGAUUGUCCGAAACAGUUUCAAAGAUUUCCAGCACGGUGGAAUGUGCGUUGAGUUCAAACCUUUAAUUCUUUUCAUAAAUUUUUCAUUACUUUGUUUUGAAGCGUACAUUUUGUUAAAUAAUAAAAAUCUUGCGGCAUUUACACUUUGACACUUUGAGAGUCCAUACAUAAGGCACGUAAACUCUUGGACUGCAUCAAUUUUGGUUUCAUUAAAGAGCAGGAUUCGUCAGUGACGCAAAAACUUGUUGAAUUAGUGGGUGCUUCAUAAAUAGAUUCAAGGGCCGAAGUUUUCCUUUGUUGAAAAAUGCAGCCGUGUAGUCGCAACCCGUGUAGGCGUGAAAAGCGGGAAGAGCAAGACAUAAAGUCGUGCCUAAUUUUAUUGAUAACUCAAUAAGUUAGAGAGAGUCAGCACAUAACAUCAUUUGUCAGACGAGGAUAGCGAUUGCAGCCUGUGCGAUGCUUUUAAGCCAUUGCGCAUGCGGCGAAUGUUAGUGUUCUCAACAGCUGCGGUAUUUUAUUCUUACAUAAAACCACACUGUUUUGGAGUUCGUAAUGCAUAACGUUUUAUAUUUACAUUAUUAUUCUAUUUUUCCAUCUAAAAAUUAUUAAAUUAAUUAACGUAAAAUGAAAUUGAUAAAGAUGAAGUCGUGUUUUCUGUGUAACGAAAAAAUCAAUGUACUAGAUUUUGAUAAUGCAUCAUUCAAAAAGUACUCGCUAAUGUUAUUGUUUCGUCGUAAAAAAAAUAUAAAUAUCAUAACACUUUAUUAACAAUUGAAUCUACUAAUGAUUUUGGAUAUCAUACAGAGUGUCUCCAAAAAAUUACAGUUCUAGAGCAGAAAGAUAAAGAAGAAUUUGAAGAGUUUUGCAAAACACAAACCAUUCCGAGGCUCCCUCCAGAUCUCCAUGAACAAAGUAUUCCUGCUGUAAGCUGUGAUCUAGAAGAAUCAAGAGCUUCAUUGAAUGAUCAUCCAACCACACUUUCAAUAGACGACCAGUUUACUAUGACUACUUCAAACGAGCAGCCUAGUACAUCUACGCAGGAAGUUGAUCAUUCUCAGUCUUCUCAAGAUUUGUCAUCUGCUGCUACAGUAUCCCAGCAAGCUAUUUCAUCAACACCCAAAAACAAAAAGUCAACCUGCCUUUUUUGUGAUCAUGUUGAGAAAAAAGUUGGUAAAAAAAGAACUUAUGUAUCGUUUCCGCAAUCGGAAGCAACAGUUGAAACAAUAAAAUCAAUGGCCGUAAAAUAAAAUGACUCAAAGCUAUUAAUAAAACUAGAAAGCACUCAAACUGUUGCUUACCAUUUAACUUGUUUUUCAUAAUAUCAGAUUUCACUGAAACGGCAAUGUGAGGAACAUUCAGAGCCAAGAUAUUGGCACAAAAACCGUCAAUUUCAUCAGUUAGCAUUCGGGGCAAUUUCGGAAAUUAUAACGUCGGAAAUUAUUGAGAAAAAUCGCAUUAUGUAUCUCACUGAUUUUUUAUCUCAAUAUAAAUAUCAUUGAUAUUGGAAUUUUCUGAAGGUCAAGUACGCGCUGAAGAUCUACAGGAAUAUCGUGCUGAAAAUUUAGAAAAUAAAAUUAUUAAAGCUUUUGGCGAUCGACUUACUGUGGAGUCAUCUAUGGGAGCUACAAAAAGGAAAAUUGUCUAUAAGUAUGACAUGUACACGUCACGAUUAGCUGGUGAAAUAGCUAAAUUACAAUUUACUGAAAAGAAUCGAUGCAGAGAUGUCGCUUACGAAUUACAAAACUGUAUAACAUCUCAGGAAAGUAUGAAGCUACCAGAAAAUCUGACUCCAGAGGAUGUCAUUCUCGGAGAGUGUAAUAUUCCAGAACAACUAUUGAAUUUCGUGUGUGACUUAGUUCAAGAUCCAGAUACUCGACGUAAAAAUUCAGAUGACGACUUAGUGAAAAUGAAGUCUGUGUAUAGUGAUCUGAUUUAUAUUGUAACCAAAGGUAGAGUCAAACCGUCAAAACAUCUUACGCUAGGGUUAUCAAUGAAAUCUAAGACAAGUUCACGAAAAGUUCUGACGAUAUUGAAUAGAUAUGGACAUACAAUAGGCUAUAAUUUAGCUGAGAGAUUUAAACUGAGAUAACGUAUAGUUCCCAAAAAGAAAACAAUGUUAUAUCAGCCGGUAUUAGCAGAGUUAAUGGACUAAGUACGCACGUAGCUUUCGAUAAUUUUGACCGUUUUGUCGAUACAGCCACUAGGAAAGAUACUCUGCACGAUACAGUCGGUAUCAUUUAUCAGUUUCGCAGUAAAAAUGAUAACCCUAACAAUAUGGACAAUUCGGGUACUUCUGAUUCAGAAUCCUUAGGCGCAUAUGUUCAUGAAGAUCCUACGGAGGCUCUUGCACCAGCUCGUAAGAGACGGCGUUUUGAAGCACCUCCAAAGGAAAUUCGUCCCUUCGUUAAGACACCUUUUACAAGUAUGACGUUUCUUCCUUUUCAGACAAUUACUGAGACAAUCGAUGCAUGUCACUCAGAAAAAUUGAUUGCAAUUAAUAAGGAUUUGUUGUGGAGUAUGUCUUUAUCUCAAAUUGAUUCGGUACCCAUGUAGUUAGGUUAUAACUGCAAAAUUGGCAUUGAUGGGAGUAAAAUUCAGACAGUCGAGUACUUACCACCAAUAAAUGAAUCUCCUACGUCGCUAGCUGUUGUUCAGGAAACUCUUAACAUUGCAAAGGAAGUUGCUAAGAAUUGUAAUCAACAGCAGAUCAUAGCUACUUACGAUUUAGCAAUAGCCAAAUAGCUUUGCAGAUUCAACAUACUAAAAAGCCAGAAUUUGAUGAUAUAUUCAUUAAUUUAGGUGCAUUCUAUACCCAAAUGGCUUUCUUUAAAGCAAUUUGAAAGUAUAUUGAUUCCAGUGGAUUAAUAGAGAUUUUAGUUGAAGCGGCUACAUCCCUUGGCUUCUGGUGCUCUGCAGAUUCUUCAUUUUGAAAAAUAUUUGUCCGAAAUUGGCAUGGAUGAUGUUGAAAUAUUAAACGAAGAUUUAAACGCGAUAACGAAUACUUCGUGUGGAAUCAAUGAGAGCUUUGUUUUACCUGAUUCUUUGCAUAAAAUACUGGAGGGUUAUAAACAGUUCCGCGAAAUAACACUUCGGAGCGGCCAUGGAAAGACAGCCCAAUCUUACUUGCAGUAUACUGAACAUAUUUCUUCGAUUUUCUAGAAGUAUUCGUUGCAGUAAUUUUGAGCUCUACUUAGAUUCUAUCUUCGAAAUGUGUACUUACUUUUUUGCAUUCAAUCAGCCGAAUUAUGCCAAAUGGGCUGAUAUGUAUUAAAACAACUUAAUCAAGCUGAAGGUUGAAAAUUCAACUCUACUUCAGGAAUUUCGUGAAGGUGCAUUUGGUAUUAGACGCACAAAAUCAUGCUUAGGCAUAUCACCUGUCGACUUGACUUUAGAGCAGACGAUCAAUGCUGAUGCCGGUAAUACCUUGAAUGGUGUUAGCCAUUUUACAAACUCGAUCGCUGCACCAGAAAGAUGGGCUCUUAGUCAUAGUGUCAGAACUAAAAUUGUGUCGUUUGUAAAAGCAGAAAUCGGAUUAACUCAAGCCGAUGAUACUUCUUAUACGUUACAGAAGAAUCGAAUCGAGAAAGACUCUAAGACUAAACAGUAUUGUUGAAACGAUCAAUUUGUCAACUGGUAAAGCGGCAUCCUUAAAUGUUACCAAUUGUUUACUCAUCGUUAAGUCUUUAGACGAAGAACAAAAGUUAAAAUUUUUUUUGGAAUGUUUCGAAGAUUCAUCAAGAUUUGUGAGACCAAUAAUUCGUAAUAAAAUAAAUAACUUUGCUUCAGACUGUAUUAAAAAAAGUAUAAAGAGUACCACCGGAGACAAAAAAACAUUACUUAAAAUGGAACGAGAUAUUUUCGGACGUCUGUUAGCAAUUGCUAUAAAUCAAAAAGUUGACAUUGAAUACUGUCUGUCAUUCCCUCUUGUGCCUGUACCUCCUGCACUAUUUCAUUGUUCAGGCGACAUGAUGAAGACGGAUAAGUCAACUUUAGGUAAACAAUUGACUGCAAAGAUUGACCACAAACAUUUGGUAAAAUAGCAGAAUCGAUAUUGAUGAAACUUUGCUCGGAAAAUACUCUGGAAGUACAUAUCAUAUUUGAUAGAUAUUUAACGCCUAGCAUUAAAAAUUGCGAUCAGCAAAAUCGAGAAGGAAUUGAUAUUCCAUAUACAAUUAAUGGACUUUUGUAAAAAAGACCGAAUGAUUUUUUAAAAAGCUUGAAGAAUUUUCGUUUCAAAGAAAGCCUGGUAAAAUUCUUAGCUGACCAUUGGGUUGAUGAUUCUUUUGCUACAAUAUUAGGAUUAUUAAAUUAUUUAUUUAUUAUUAUUAAAUUAUUAUUAAAAAUUUAUAUUACUGUUGGAGAACAAUGUUUUUCAUAUUUUUCUGUUGGAAAUUUCGUAGUGAAAACUGAAGAAACUGAAUUAGCAUGUAAACAUGAAGAAGUAUUUUCCACAUAAGUAAAAUACCUGAAAAUUCAAAAAUUUUGGUAAAAACAGCAGUCACUGACGUUUUAAUAAUUUUAUUAGGUAAUAUGCAUAAAUUUCCUAAUUUGCAAAUUUGGUUGGCAAACAGUUCAUUGAACAAAAGUAAAAAUAAAGAUGAAGUUUACAUUAACUGUACAGAGUUAUCAAUAAAAUUAGGCGCGACUUUAUGUAUUGCUCUUCCCGCUUUUCACGCCUACACGGCUGCAUUUUUCAACAAAGGAAAACUUCGGCCCUUGGAUUUAUUUAUGAAGCACCCACUAAUUCAACAAGUUUUUGCGUCACUGACGAAUCCUGCUCUUUAAUGAAACCAAAAUUGAUGCAGUCCAAGAGUUUACGUGCCUUAUGUAUGCACUCUCAAAGUGUCAAAGUGUAAAUGCCGCAAGAUUUUUAUUAUUUAACAAAAUGUAUGCUUCAAAACAAAGUAAUGAAAAAUUUAUGAAGAGAAUUAAAGGUUUGAACUGGAAAUCUUUGAAACUGUUGCGGACAAUCUUUGUUAAUUCGAUGUGGUUAUUAAAUGCCACUGAACUAGACUGUAUCAAGUUCAGCCCGAAAAAUAAUUGCUGGCUGCUAUUCGAUGGUUUUCUAAAACCAACAUGGUUCCUGGGAGACUCAACUCCAACGCAAGUUAAGAGUGUGCUAUGUGAUUCCAUGGACAAAUCUUCCGAUAUGUCUAGGAUAGAUAGAUUAAUAAGUCACUUGAAAACCAGUGGCACACCUCCACCAGGUCAAAAACAUGAACCUGUUCAAUAUGCAUUACUACAAGGGAAUAGAAAAAGUGAAAAGAAAAUUUUAGACCUAUGGUGCAAUAUGAAUUUUUCAGGAAAUACUUCUCGGAAAAUUUUAAUAUCACAUUCGGUAAUGCAAAAUCUGACACGUGUCAAAAAUUGUAUCAAAAUGAUUAAUCAAAUUGACGGUGCAUAUACAGAAACUGAGAGAGACAGACUUAAGGCAGAAAAAUCAUUGCAUGUUGCAAAAGCCGAAACCUUCUACGAACAGCUUAAACUGAAGUCGGAACUAUCUAAAACUACUGCUCACAUGGAAGUUAUAACUUUCGACUACCAACAAAAUUUUCCGUUACCAGUAUCAUCAAGUGGGGAAGUAUUGUAUAAGAUUCAAAUGUGGGUCUAUAACUUCUGUAUCCAUGUCGCAAGCACUGGCAUAAGUUAUUUUUUUCUAUAUGAUGAAACCAUUUCUGGAAAUGGACAAAACGAAGUCAUCAGUCAUCAAAAAUCUUUAGGAGAAUACAAGAAAUGUUGAAUAUAAUAAAAUAUAUUGUUGCUUCGCACAUCUUUUUGUUUAUACCGAACCUCUACAACACCUUUAUGCAUUAUGCAGAAUGUAAAACAAAAUUGUCUUAGGGACACAUAAUAGAUAUUGGGGCAAACACGAGGAUCUUCAAAUAUUCUAAAGGAAGAAACAAAUAUAUUUUAUUUAAUCAAGAAAUAGAGGAAGAGUCGGCUCAGAUAGAUAU
Diorhabda carinulata is the source of this 7407-nucleotide messenger RNA. RefSeq lists its product as uncharacterized. The coding region runs from base 6279 to 7193 and encodes 304 amino acids. The record is from RefSeq and is a predicted model, not a curated record. NCBI's taxonomy places the organism in Eukaryota, Metazoa, Arthropoda, Insecta, Coleoptera, Chrysomelidae. The transcript has 4 exons.